Molecule: messenger RNA, 5580 nt
Organism: Trypanosoma theileri
Lineage: Eukaryota; Euglenozoa; Kinetoplastea; Trypanosomatida; Trypanosomatidae
Exons: 1
Coding region: 1-5580 (1859 amino acids)
Source: RefSeq, a predicted model, not a curated record
AUGGAGUCAAAAGGACCCCGACGACGGACGGCUCUAGGGGCUCCGCAGUCGCCUCUAUUAAAAGGCCAUAAUAGAAGUAACAGCAAUAGCCACAAUAAUAAUAAUAAUAAUAAUAAUAAUAACAAUAAUAAUCCCAGUGCCUCCUCUCCACAUGCAGAAAGUGUCAAACCGACCAUAGCUGCUACUAAUACUAAUACUACUACUACUACUACUACUACUAGCGGCACCAACAACGACAAUAGCAACAACAACAACAAUAGCAAUCAAACAAAAGGACGUCCAGUUGCCGUAACCCGCACAGACAGUUUGUUAAAACCUCCACCGCCUGUACGGCGUACAUCCGCAAUGCCGUCUGGAAUGCACAUUCGCCGUCGACCGCCAUCUGUGCAGGGGCGUGCCGCCUCGCCGUUUCUCCCCCGCCAGGCGGUGGCGAGUCUACGCAAGGAAAUCAUUGAACACCGCACAGAUCCCUCACCAGCACCCUCACGUCCACCGCGGGCUGUCAAACGUCAUUCCCUCGCCGCCUCACCGCCGAUGUUUUCAUUAAAUCCCGCUCCUCCAUCACGUGGAAUGUCUGAUCAACAACAGCAACAACAACAACAACGCAUGACAAGUGCGUUUCAUGGUGGGGCGAAUGAUAGAAGACGAUCAUCCCUGAUUAGACGAACCUCACAGUAUUCCAAGAAGAACUCUAUUGUCAGUGAAGGCGGUAGUACCGGAGCGGAACGAUCAGCAUCAACCGGUUUACAUGGAGUCGCUCGACGUAAUAUUGUGUUAGAUGCUAAACAAAACACACGGCCCAUCUCCGGGCGUAGACAACAACCGCUGGAAGUUCUCGCACCGCCUGAUAAGGAAGCCCGUGCAGAGGCGGUUCGAUGCUAUAAGAAAUUAUGUGAAGAAGUUGGACAAGCACCGCAAGAAACUUGGAUUCUUGCUGUAUUAAGUGGAGAAGCAGCGGCAGCAGCAGCAGCAGCAGUGGCGGUAACGACAGAGACGGUUGGAAAUGUGGAUGAAGCUGUUGAUGAUAGGAAAGUCCCAACUCAUUCAGGGGAGGGAAUGGUUAUCUCAUCUGCAAUGGAAUCUAAAAUGACACCAGGAAGCAGCAAGACAACGAUUCUUACUGGUGCUGCUGGUAUUGCUAGUGGUAGUAAUAGUGUUUCUGUCACUAUGGAGAAGGGUUCAAAACGACGAACAAGUAGUCGGAGUGCACCACAAGGAGCGCGAAUGGGAAAAGAAACUAAACGUAGUAGUAGUGCAUCUAAACGACGUAGUAGUAGUACUUCUUUGAAAGGCUCUAUUCCCUCAUCAGGGAGUUCUUUAGCAAAAGGCCUUAAAGGAAGUGAUACACUAUUAGAGCAAAUGGUAGCAUAUUGUCAACAUCUUCAGCCUUAUCGUCGUAAAAUGGAAGUGUUAUCACAACACCGUAAGAAUGUGCAUGAGACUCUUAGUCGCUUUUUAGCUCUUUGUGAAAGUGGUCAACAACAGAUCACAGAAAUUAGUUCUAAACCUCCUACCAUCACUACUCUUGAGUCUCAGGCAGCAACACUCACAGAUGGUCUAAGAGAACUACAACGGUCUAAUGUCGCACUCUUGUUACUUUUGGCUGAAUGUUCCCGAGAAGUACGACGACCAUUAGGAAGUGUAGGUGAUGUUUUACACACUACUUCACCAGAUAAACAAGAACAACAACAAAAACCACUAGAGACAAAGAAAAGUGACGGUGUUGCUUCACCAACACAUUCUUCUAUUCAUCGAAUAUCAAACCCUCCGCACUUCUCAUCACCUUUAACACAAGGUGGUGCGACUAAUCCUGCGCCAUUGCCAUUAUUUCUCCCUUCAUCAACUGAACCUCCUAUAGGGUAUAUGAAUUUUCUACGUGCAGAGGAACGACUUAUUGUGCGUGAGUUAACAGAUGUAUGUGAGCGUGUUCGUGAGGCUCUAUCAAAGUGGCCUUCUCUUGCCAUAGCCGAUAAAAGUAUCUUGGAAACACCUCUCUUUAUUCCCUCUCUAUCCAAUGUGAAUUCGGCAUGUUUAGAUGAACAAUUGCAACGACAGCAAUCUGGUGGUGUUAGUGGUUUGUAUUUUCACCGUAGUGGUGUAACUGGAUCUGGACCGAGCAGUAUUGCACUUUCUCAUUCAGAAAAUACAGGGAAUAACCGUGUGUGUACGACAAGAAGUGGUGGUAGUGCGAAAAGCCCUGAAAAUCGCAUGGGAUUUUUUGUGAAAAACACUGCCUUUACAGAUGGAAGUCUCUGUACUCCUGCCUCUGAUCAUCUCUAUAUGGAAGGACAAGAAAGUCAUCAAUUCCCAUUUGUUGGUGUAGCGCAGAUGGGAUGGUCCACUACGACCACCACCGCUGCCGUCUCCCGCACAACUUCUGUGGGUGAAAGUGAAGGGAAUUUACAUAGAAGUAACACAAGUGCACCGCAGUUGGUGUUGGGUGGUGGGAAACGAUGUCUCUCGCCUUAUGGAGGGACACUUGAAAAGCGUUUUAGCGCUCCUCCUAUAGUGGGAGGUAAAAGUAAGCCGGCGAGUCCAGGAGGAAAAGGAGGGAAAGGAGAAGGAGGAGUAUCAAAGAAAAAAGCCGUGGUAAAAUCGAAAUCAGCAACAGCAACAACAAUGGCAACUCUGGCAAGAGGAUCAUCAUCGUCAUCAUCGUCAACGCCAAGAUUAGGAAAACGACAAAAAGGGAAUCCCAUGUUAAAGGUAGGACGAUCUGCAAGUACCACAGAUGUUAUUGCGGUAGCACAGAUUAGGGAAGCAGAACAAACAUGGGAAACUAUAAAAGGUUUGGCGGCAUUAAUUUCCUCUCGUGAAGAGUUAUGGUCAGAAGAAAAACGGUCCCAGAAUAAUAAUAUUAAUAACAACAAGAAUUUAGAACAGGACGUAGAAGCUGAAAACGAUGUAUCAAAGUCCAGCAUACCACAAGUUGGACCCAUGUCUCCAAUCUCUCCGAUGGAUAUUGCAUUAGAUAAUGAUAUGAAGUCUCUUGGUUCCCAAUGGUGGGCUCCUUUAAUGGGAUCAUCGCAGAAGAAUGAGACACCUGGUGGUACGCAAUCUGCCAUUGCUCUUUAUAGAGAACAUAUGCAGAAAAAACAAGCAGUAAAGGUAAUUGUUCGUUCUCUACGAAGGUAUAUUAUUUUAAAGCGUAAUUAUCUAAAUAAAGAACAAAUAAAGAAAAAAGAUCAUCAACAAAAGAAAGACGAAAGGAAAGAACUGCCUGUAAAGGGAGAGUAUGGUAAAGUGUUAGAUCCCUUAGAAGUACAUGUGAAGAUGGCAAAACGAAUUGCAUCUUGCUGGCAUCAAUAUGUUGCCCGAAAAACCGCACAACAACGGCGAUUGCAACUAGAGAAGGAAAGAGAAAAACAAAAAAGAUGGCAUUAUGAAAAUGUUAUGGCUUACCGAAUACAACGUUUCUUUGCUAAAAUUUUAGCACGACGAAAGUUACGUGAAGCUAUUAAGAAAAAAGCUACUUUGAAGGAAAAAGAAGAUGGAAAUAAGAAAACAUCUACUGUAGGUGAUGUGAAAAAUAGAAAAGAGAAUAAUGAACGUGCGAUGACCGCGCGAGAAAGAUUUGAACGUGCAAGAGAGAGACGUAAAAAUCUCAUGCGUUCCCGUCUUGAAGCUGUAGGAGGAGGAGGAGAAGGAGGAGAAACUGGUACUACUAAUAUUGAUAAAAAGGAAAAUAUAGAAAGUGCACCCGUUUCCUCCAUCUCUGGAAUUAAACCGAUGCCGAAUGAGUCCAAAGAAGAAGGAGAAAAAGAAGAUGAGAAGGAAAAAGAAAGAAAGGAAUCUCAGCAAGAAACAAUGAAAGAUGCUUUUAGUGUCCCGCCCUUAAGUUUAAAAACUACUCGCAUCUCCGCUUUCGCCAUUGAUAAUUAUUAUCCAGAGAGAGAGAGUUUUGAAGUUAGUGUCUUGCAUCGUUUGUUGCGUGCACCAAAGUCUAUUCUCUAUGCAAUUCGUAUUAUAUGUGAUGCCUGUCCAACACGACCGGAUUCUGCAUUUGAUCUCCUUUCAGCUGCGGAAAAGGGAAGUUCAAAGUCGAAAUCCAGUGGUAUGGAGAAAUUACAACAGCAGGAAAUCAUGGAAUGUGAAGGGGAAAAUAAUAAUAAUAAUAAUAAUAAUAAUAAUAAUAAUAAUACAAAUGGUAAAGAAAGAGAGGGAAGCAAUAGUAGUAGUACUAGUACUCAAAAGACGACGCCUGCUAAAGAGGAUGCACGACAUUUCAAAAGUGAUGGUAGUAAAGGAAAACAAGAUGAAUUACAGUGGGAGUUAAGAUCUUACCGUACCGUCUGUCAUCGUCUUUGUACACGAGAAGGUGAAAUAAAACAAAAAGAAAAACAACAAAACAACCGUAAACCAUUUUCUGUCUGUCCACCCUCUGUUCGAGUGGGAAGUAUGAUUGGAGAAGAUGAACUAGGGCAGAAGAAGGCGCCAAAAGAAAAGAGAGUAGAUCGACCAUUUGAACGUUGGGGGGCUGCACAUGCCUUUCAACGUCGUGUCUUUGCAGCUGCAGCGGUGUAUGCAUGGAAACUUAUCUUCAGUCACACUCCACAUGAUGAUUACAAACAAAGUAUGUUGAAAACAAGAGAAGAACAGGAGGCGCGAUUGGAGCGAGUGGAACAGCGUAAUCGAAUGAUUCUUGCCUGUUAUUGUGUUCGCUCUGAACGUGAAUGGUUAAAAGAAGCCACUCGUGAUAUUAGUUUUGUUGGACACAUAUGGAAUCCAAAGAAAUCAUUGGAUCCAAACGAUCCAGAUUUUGAAAGACACUGUCGUGAGACUUAUGAGUUUGUAGAAGACUUUCUUUAUCAAUGUUUUCCCACUAUUACGAGUUUAGAUGAUGUACCAACAUUUCUUAUAGGUGCUGGGGUUUACUUUGUAUUAAAACCAUUACUCAGUUGGGUAGAAGAAGAUAUGACAUUAGCAAAGACAAGUAAAUCCCCACUUUCUACUGUUAUUUCUCCUCACCUGUCCACUACAUUAUCUCUUCAACAACGACAUGCUGUCUUUACAUGUGAAUUAUUAAAUCUAUUGGAUGAUCUUGCCUGUUGGAAUGCCCCAACAUCCAGUGAUGGAGAUGAUGCCUCACCAGGGACGUGUAGUGUGAAGGAAUUAGAUAGUUCCGGCACCUGGGAAGAUGCCUUUGAGCGGACAACGCGAUCACUCGCAAUGACAAUGCAAUUCAACAGUAGUAGUCAUCCAAACUCACUGGAGGAAAGUCCAGUGAAUGAAAAUGUCUUAACGGGCGCAGAUGUGAAAAGACCACGAUUGCAGAUUGUGCGGGUUCCAGUAUCCAUUGCAUCACCAGCGAAUAUAUCCACAACAGAGGAGGUGGCGGUGUCGGAAGUAACAGACGCGGUACUCUCAGCUCCACUCUCACCAUGUACACCACCGUCAGUGGUAAAGACAGCCUCACGGCGUUUUUAUGUGAAACGCAAUUCCGUGGAUGAUAGAGAUUCACGAUUUUUAUUAAUGCCACCGAAGGGUUAUCUUGUGACUCUCAGUGAACGACUGGUGUAUGCGUUACUUGGGCUUGCACUUGAUCUGGAAGUGUGUGAAGACUUGGAUACUAUGGCGUAA